This is a messenger RNA of Panicum hallii, 1951 nucleotides long. RefSeq lists its product as uncharacterized. Bases 553 to 1509 code for a protein of 318 amino acids. NCBI's taxonomy places the organism in Eukaryota, Viridiplantae, Streptophyta, Magnoliopsida, Poales, Poaceae. The transcript has 8 exons. The record is from RefSeq and is a predicted model, not a curated record.
UAAACUAUGGAUCAAUAUUUUACAUAUAUACCCCUAGUUUGGAUCGCGACUAUUAAUCGCGAUCCAAAUUAGGGGGUAUAUUGCAAAAUGUCCUCCUAAAAUUUACAAAUGAAUCCUCUUCUUUGGUAAUGAGCAGGUCAUUCUUCCCUCCGCCGGCGCCGGCAGCCUCCGUCCAGAGCGCAAGAUCCAACCUAUCCGCCUCUGUGCCGGGCAGUUGCCGGGGGAGGAGAAAGGGGAGCCGCGCCCAGCGUCGAGGCUGAAGCAGUGCCCGCACGCGAAGGCACUGUCGCGGCCGCCAUACCGCGUGGCGGCGAAGCCCGUGGGCGCGGUGGCGGUGGCGGCGGCGGCGGCGAAGGGGAGCACGUGGCGGAGAAGACCGUGGGCGACUCCCGACCCCACACGGGGCAAUCACGGCCUCACCUCCGCGGAACGCUUCUCCGCCUCCGCCUACCAAUCUACCAGCUGCUGCGUGAAGGCUGAACCGCCCCGCCAUCACCGUGAGACCGUGAGCAUCGUCACUCCCCUCCUGUCUUCAGUCUCCUCCUCUGUAGAAUGUACUCCAAGACUCCAAGUGGGCCAGGGGACAAUAGCAACACAAAAUCCUUCUUCGCGGGCAAAGCAAUGGAGACCUCUGCAGCAACCCCAACCAGCCCGUCCCACCCACCCGCCGCUUCCCCAUCGCCGUCGCCCUCAUCGCUGAGGCUGUGGAGGUCGGCGGCGCAUCGCAACGUGCGCAACCAAUGGUCGCAUAUCCACGCCGCCAAGGAACAGUGGCUAUCUGCCGCUUUUGACGGCCGCUCCCACACCUCCAACCUCGUCAACGCCCACCUCUCCCGCAGGGGCAUGCCGGCGAUGGAUUUGGGAGUGCUCAAGGACAUGCCAGGGAUCCGAGAUAAGGCAAGCUCCAAGUUGGCGCGUAGAGAGGAGCAAUACCAAGACAUGCUUGUGUCGUCCUACAAGAAUAUGGUCCAUGCUCUGUGUUGCUUGGUUAAAGCUUCCCGUUCUAUGCGCUGUUUUUCCAAAGUGUCCCCAAAUAAUUCUGUUGCCCAAUUUUCUGAACGACAAGAUGAUUUAAAUGAUUCAGGGGAUGGUGGAGGUGCCCCAGUAUUCAAAUGGUUUUCGAUAAUAGAGUUUGAGAGUUUUGCCCAGGAGCUUGUUGAGAUGUUUGUUUCAGACCUAAAGUUGAAGAGACUGCUAGUCUUGGAACUUCUCUCAGUUACUUUCAAGGAAGGUGUAGAACAUCAGACAUUAUUAGAUUGGGGUGAUGAACUAUAUGAUGGUGAAUCAAACGAACUUCAGAGUAUCGGCCUUGAGUCAGGUGGAACCUGCCCACUGCCUGAAAAUUGGUGUGACGAUAUUUCAGGGAGUCGGCGACCUGGCAAUCCCCCUUCAUACGAAGUUUUACAGGUUUAUUUAACUGCUUGGCUUGCAAAUGUGAACAUCAACAACAGUAGAAUCGAUGAAAUAUUUGAGCUUGUUGAGGAGGAGAUGAAAAUCAAAUUUUCUUGAAGAUUUUGGUGCAUCUUGCUGGACCAUUUUCAAGUAAGAUGGAAAAGAGAAAACUAUUAUGUUACUAUUCACCUGCUCUUCAUCUAGUGUGUUCCCCUUUGCCUUAUUAAGUCUUGAUAGCUUAUCUAAGCUCUUGGAAUGUAGUACUACUCUCAAAAAUGCUUGGGGACGUAAAGAUUUAGUAGCUGAAAACCACAUACAGGUUCACCAAGCCAGAACAAAACCAUUUUAUUUACCCAAUGUAGGAUCACCCCAGAAUUGCAUUGUGAGAAUAUCAUUGAGCAUAAUCUGUUCUUCAAACUACAACAGUCAUUAGAUGGCUCCCGAGUUUUGAUGCUAAUUAGCCUAGCUUCAAGUUUGUAAAUGUGCAAUAUCAAUCUUGGUGACACGUGCAAGACAUGCCUUGCUUUUGUUGGUUUUCAGUAUAUUUCUGGAUUAGAGA